AUGAACUCCAUCAAGUUAAUUGUCAAUUCAUUUGACAAUAUACUACCCGGAAAGGGUUAUGAUAUUCCUCCCGUUGGUGAUGACGAGCGACUGGGGAAGGAAGAGAGAGAAGAACAAGAUUUGAUGACAACCGAGAACGACAUUAUUGAGUUGAAAACUUCAAAGACGAUUAGAGGGCCAUGUACGCUUCCUUCUACUAAAGAAGAAACCCUUUUGGAGGAUUUGGAUGAAGAAAUGGAGGACAAUGACGGAUUGGAAGAUGUAGAGGAAGAAGAGGAGGAGGAGGAGCUCGACGAACUCGAUGGCAACGAGGAAUUUAAUCUUACAAUAGAGUCGGAAAAACCAGUUCAGGAGUCACCAUCAACGACCCCUAAACACUCGCUGAUUGUCAUUUUCUUUCUUCAAAUUGGUAAAGUGUUAUAUUUUUUCCCCAGCUACCUCAUUGUCAAGCCGUUGUCAAUCUUGAUCAACCUCAUUAUCUUCCCAUUUGUCUUGAUCAAGUCAUCAUUGGGAUUUGGUCCCAAAAAGUCAAAGUGCAAACAACCAUAUGGAGACAAGGUCGAUCUGUUUGAAAGCAAUGAUGAUGAUUCAAUUGUCACACGGGCACCUCCGACACCACGACCCGCCAAGUCUAAAGCCAAAUUAACACAAUUAGAGUCUGAUGCUGAUGAGUAUGAUGACGCAAAGGCAGAAAAAAUCAAACAAGAUAACCUACUAGCGAACGAAGUUAAGUCGCCUUCGUCGUUUUCCAAAUAUAUGAUUCCCCCACCACAACGUCUAUACCCCUUAUCGAGGAAUCCACAGCGCAAACGAAAGAAAAAAGUACUCAUACUAGACCUAGAUGAAACUUUAAUUCAUUCACUUUCUAGAGGUGGUCCAAGAACUUUUAAUCCUGCAUCCAAAUCCAAAAUGAUUGAAAUCAAGUUAAACAACGUAUCGUCGCUAUAUUAUGUUCAUAAACGACCUUAUUGUGAUUACUUUCUUACCCAAAUUAGUCAAUGGUUUGAAUUGCAAAUAUUCACUGCCAGUGUCAAAGAAUACGCCGAUCCAAUAAUUGAUUGGCUAGAGGAGGAGAUCAUUGAUUCUUUGAAGAAAAAAGGCAAACAGCACAAGAUUCAAUCAAGUUCAGACUAUAUCAAGCCUCACAUUUUCACCAAGAGGUAUUAUCGUUCAGAUUGUACUUAUCGACCCGGUGUAGGGUACAUCAAGGACUUGUCAAGGUAUCUACGUGACGAUGAAUUGAAGAAUGUCAUGAUUUUGGAUAAUUCUCCCAUAAGUUAUGCUAUGCAUGAAGAUAAUGCUAUUGGAAUUGAAGGAUGGAUUAAUGACUCUAAUGAUAGGGAUUUAUUGAACUUGUUGCCAUUAUUGAAGAGUUUAAGUUUGUGCAUUGAUGUUCGGUUCAUUUUGGGAUUGAAAAAUGGAGAAAAGUUGUUUGAAAUGUGA
Molecule: messenger RNA, 1443 nt
Organism: Lodderomyces parapsilosis
Lineage: Eukaryota; Fungi; Ascomycota; Pichiomycetes; Serinales; Debaryomycetaceae
Product: Nem1-Spo7 phosphatase catalytic subunit
Exons: 1
Coding region: 1-1443 (480 amino acids)
Molecular function (GO): protein serine/threonine phosphatase activity
Source: RefSeq, a predicted model, not a curated record